Microthlaspi erraticum is the source of this 1332-nucleotide messenger RNA. The record is from the annotation of a GenBank genome assembly. NCBI's taxonomy places the organism in Eukaryota, Viridiplantae, Streptophyta, Magnoliopsida, Brassicales, Brassicaceae.
AUGCGCUGCAAUCUGACUCCUCCGGCGGAGACUGAGUGCUUCUCGUGCACCACGUGCGGCACGCCUUGGCACGUGUCUUGUCUCUCGUCUUCUCCGAAAACCCUAGAAUCGACUCAAGAGUGGGAGUGCCCCGACUGCUCCGGCGUCGUCGAUCCCGUUCCCGUUUCCGGAAUCGCCGGUGUUGGAUCAUCCAACGGCUCUGACCUCGAGGCCGAUGAGUCCUUGACUGAGGCGCAUAAGAAGCAGCAGUUGGUGAGCGGCAAAGCCGGUGAGGACGACGAUGACGAGGAGGAGGAGAAGAAUGCCGGUGAGAAUUUCUUCUGCUCAAUUUGCGAGGAUUUGCUUGAGAGGCCAGUCACGACACCUUGCGGGCACAAUUUCUGCUUGAAGUGUUUCCAGAAAUGGGUUGCGCUAAAGAAGUUUGAGUGUGUGAAAUGCUGCCGUUUGAUUCCAAAGAAGAUGGCGAACAACCCUCGCAUUAACUACUCUCUACUCGCUGCUAUUCGUCUGGCCAAAGUCUCCAAAUCCGCUGCUUCUAGGAGCAACCAGAACCGCCCUGACCAAGCCUUUAGAACUGAGAGAGCUAAGAAGACCAAUGCCGCAAGUGGGAAGAUGUACGUGACCAUCCCGCCUGAUCACUUGGGCCCAAUUCCAGCUGAGAAGGACCCAAUCAGAAACCAAGGAGUGUUGGUUGGUGAGUUUUGGGCAGACAGGCUUGAGUGCAGACAGUGGGGAGCGCAUUUUGCUCACGUUGCUGGUAUUGCUGGGCAAGCUGACUUUGGAGCUCAGUCAGUGGCACUCUCUGGAGGCUAUGCGGAUGACGAAGACCACGGUGAAUGGUUUCUCUACACAGGGAGUGGAGGAAAGGAUCUUAGUGGCGACAAGCUUCUGUCUUGUGACCAAAUGUUUACAAAGUCGAAUGAAGCUCUAAAACUUAGUUGCAAAAUGGGCUAUCCUGUCCGUGUUAUCAGGUCUCACAAGGACCGUUCAGCAUAUGCCCCUGGGGAGAAAGGAGGUAAAUAUAAGGUCUAUCGUUACCUGUUUGUGAGGUGUGACAACGAGUCUGCCCCAUGGACCAGUGAUGAGCAUGGUGAUCGUCCGAGAGAUUUGCCUGAUAUUCCAGAGCUUGAGAAGGCCACUGACCUGUUUGAGAGAAAGGAAACUGAAACUCCAUCAUGGGGUUUUGAUGAAUCUGAGGGUCGCUGGAAUUGGAUGAAGGCUCCACCUGCGAGCAGAAUGGCGCCACGAAAAAACUCUGUCAAGGACAAACUUCUGGAAACACAAGUGAAGAAAACGUGGACUCUGAAGAUGGAGAAGAGGAAUCUCAGAUGA